This is a messenger RNA of Pollicipes pollicipes, 453 nucleotides long. RefSeq names its product usherin-like. Bases 1 to 453 code for a protein of 150 amino acids. The transcript is spliced from 2 exons. The record is from RefSeq and is a predicted model, not a curated record. NCBI's taxonomy places the organism in Eukaryota, Metazoa, Arthropoda, Thecostraca, Pollicipedomorpha, Pollicipedidae.
AUGCGGCUGCACUGGCCGCUGCAUCGGUUCACUGUCCGCGGUGUCCAGUGUGAGAAGGGCCGCCCGUGCUUGCAGUAUGAGAAGGGCCGCCUGUGCUUGCAGUGUGAGAAGGGCCGCCUGUGCUUGCAGUGUGAGAAGGGCCGCCUGUGCUUGCAGUGUGAGAAGGACCGCCUGUGCUUGCAGUGUGAGAAGGACCGCCUGUGCUUGCAGUGUGAGAAGGACCGCCUGUGCUUGCAGUGUGAGAAGGACCGCCUGUGCUUGCAGUGUGAGAAGGGCCGCCUGUGCUUGCGGGGUAAGAAAGGCUGCAUGUGCUUGCAGUGUGAGAAGGGCCGCAUGUACUUCCAGGGUAAGAAAGGCUGCAUGUGCUUGCAGUGUGAGAAGGGCCGCCUGUGCUUGCAGUAUGAGAAGGGCCGCCUGUGCUUGCAGUGUGAGAAGGACCGCCUGUGCUUGUAG